AUGGCCAGCUUGUGGUCGACCGUGCGACGGUUCGAGUUCUUCCUUGUAUCACUGGUGUUUCAUCUAAUUUUUACAUGGUCCAUCUUUGAUGUGUACUUUCGCUCGCCAGUUGUUCACCCGGGACCUCGGUUCAACGCGACACACGCGCUGCAGGCUGCACCCUGGACGGAGCCGCCUCCCUCGGACCGGCUCGUGCUUAUUGUAGCCGAUGGCCUCCGUGCCGACACGCUUUUCCAGCGACACAGCACCCAAGCACUUCCUGAAUGGGCAAAAAUGUCUGUUCAUGGGAAUUCCAGUGAAUACGCCGGCAGAUACCCCGCUGCCUUUACGCGCACGACAGCGACGCCGACGGAGCCUCCUGAGGACCAGCCCGGUUACGCCUAUGCGGCGCCGUUUUUGCGCAGUAUUGCUAAAGGACCUGGUAUAUUUGGUGUUAGUCACACUCGCGUUCCCACUGAGAGUCGCCCUGGACAUGUGGCGCUGAUUGCUGGCAUGUACGAAGACAUUAGCGCUGUGACUAAAGGCUGGAAGGUGAACCCCCUCGCGUUCGACUCUCUGCUGAACCAAUCUACGCGCGCAUACGCGUACGGGUCGCCUGAUAUUGUGCCGAUGUUUGUACUGGGCACGUCUCCAGACAAGGUGGAAUGGGAGGUGUACGAGGAAGACGCCGAGGAUUUCACGAAAGAUGCCAUCGAGCUGGAUGUGUGGGUACUGAAUCGUAUGAAGGCGCUUCUUUCACGAGGGCGGCAUGAUUCGCAAGUGGGUGCACAGCUUCGCCAGUCAGGUAAUGUCUUCUUUUUGCAUCUGCUUGGCCUAGAUACCACCGGACAUACGUACCGGCCUAUGUCGCCCGAGUACAUUGGCAACACGAUUGUGGUGGAUGCCAUUGUGGAGCAGGUACAUGCACUGUUCCGAGAGUAUUUCCAAGAUGAUCGCACUACAUUUGUGCUCACCGCUGACCAUGGUAUGAGCCGCAAAGGGAACCAUGGCGACGGUGAUCCAGACAACACUCGUACUCCUCUUGUGGCUUGGGGUGCUGGUGUACCACACGCACAAAUUCUGUCGCGUAGGCGCUUUGUUGCCUCGCCGUAUGACCAGCACUGGGGUCUGGACCACUUUGCGCGCACAGAUGUCGAGCAGGCCGACUUGACGCCCCUCAUGGCGUCAUGGCUUGGAAUUUCUGUGCCUGCGAAUGCUGAGGGUCGCCUGCCUUUGGACCUAUUGGCGGCCCCCGAGGCGUACAAGGCCCGCGCGGCUUUAGCAACGGCCCAGCAAGUUCUAGAGGUGUACCGGGUCAAGCAUACCGACCGAGCGGAGCGCAUGCUCUUCUUUGAGCCCUAUCCGGCUUUAAGAGAUGCGAGCGGCAUCCCAGGAGCUGCACAAUUGCGGGAUAUCCAGGCGUUGAUUCUAAACGGACAAUUCGAUGAGGCUAUUGAGGACAGUGAAGCGCUGGCCAACGACGCCCUCUAUGGGGCCAAGUAUCUGCACCAGUACGAUGCGCCCAUCCUACGGGUUAUUAUCGUGCUUGGCUAUGUGGGCCUCUUUCUUCUUGGUGUCGUACAGCUUCUUCAUCUCCAGGACGAUGCGCCAAACCAAGCAGUGGCGCAGAGUCCCACACUAGCGUUGAUGGCACUGACAGUAGGCCUGCUGGCCAUGGUAUGGGGCAAGUUUGCACUGGAUCAUUCCCCCGGUAUGUAUUUUGUCUACAGCGGGGCGACUGGUGCCGUUUGGAUACUUUUGUCCCUGCGCAGUUCCGUCCUUGUGCGCUUCCUGUCACAACAGUUUUCGUUGAGCGACCGCAUCUGGACAGUAGCGUACCUGACACUUGCGCUACUGGUCCUGGAAGUGGCAGUCUACGGCUACUUGCGGCGCUUAACUUGGGCAGCCAUUGUCUUAUUCAUGGCAUUCUUCCCAAUGCUUGCAUCGCCCAUGUCAUUUAAAGACUCACACCAAAUUGCACUUCUUGUAUGGAUUUUGACUUGUGUUGGAGCAGCAUGGUUCAUGUCGCUGCCGACCGAAAAGAACGAAAACCUAACCAUCUUGUGGAUUGGUGGACUGCUUCUCUGGCUCGUGGGACUGAUGCUUUACGCCAUGCCUGAGACUUUCUUUUUGCCACCGGACUAUUUGGGUCGCGACAAGCGGACAUAUGCUAUGAUGCACGCGCCUACGCUGGCCGAGCUUGAGCGCAUGUCAGCCCUGCCGAACGAUAAGGAAGAGGAUGUCGACCUCUUCUGGCCGCGAACACGUGCAGCACUUCUGAUCCAGCUCUUAUUUCUGGGCGUGUCCAUUGUGGUAACAGUCUCGUCGGCGAACUCAUUGGCAGCCAAGCAGGGCCUGCCUCGCCUCAACCAAAUUGUUGGAUGGGGUGUAUUAGUUUGCUCAACGACAGUUCCAUUUCUGCUUGGCUUCCAGCGCCCACGCAACAAAGUUGCACAGCCUGCUCGAGAGCGUCUCAUCCUAUUUGUGUACGCCUUUGCGCCAGUCUUCGUAAUUCUCUCUUUGGGCGACGAAGUGCUCUUUUACUUAUGCUAUGCGCUCAUGGCCUUAACAUGGGGUCAUUGCGAAGCAGAGCUGGCGCGUGAGCGAUCAAUUCACUCCCGUGAGCGACAAAGCAAGCAUAUGCUAACGCCACCCGUGCCACCACCUCGUGGACUCAUCCUUGACGAUGUGCGCUUGGGUUUGGUAUACUUCUUGCUCCUUCAUGUGGGCUUUUUCGGCACAGGCAAUGUCGCAUCCAUAUCGAGUUUCUACCUGUCGCCUGUAUACCGCCUCGUGCCUGUGUUCCAGCCCUUCCUUAUGGCUUCUUUGCUGCUGCUGAAGCUCAUUGUGCCAUUCGUACUACUGAGCUGUGUCCUGGCCGCCGUCUGCAUGCAGCCCGUUGAACCACGCGCUAUGGCACCAGUGUCUACUCGUAUCCCUAUUGUGGCCAGCGGGCUUGGACUCCGCGAUAUCUACAUCCCGCUCAUUAUCGCGGGCCUUGCUGGAGAUGUGCUGGCGCUUAACUUCUUCUUUGCUAUCCGCGACGAGGGCAGCUGGCUGGAGAUUGGCCAGUCUAUCACCCAUUUUGUGAUGGCCAAUUUAUUGCAAGUGUAUAUGCUUGCCAUCGCCACGCUAAGCGCUUGGAUUAUGGGCAUUCGUGCUAACGCACGGCCUGCUGCCACCGCCAGUGUCGCUACGGCCGCAUCGGCGGUCUCGGCGGGCUGCGAUGCCUCCACAUAG
Malassezia sympodialis ATCC 42132 is the source of this 3219-nucleotide messenger RNA. RefSeq names its product mannose-ethanolamine phosphotransferase MCD4 (gene MCD4). The record is from RefSeq and is a predicted model, not a curated record. Gene Ontology annotation, cellular component: endoplasmic reticulum membrane. Lineage: Eukaryota; Fungi; Basidiomycota; Malasseziomycetes; Malasseziales; Malasseziaceae. Gene Ontology annotation, molecular function: mannose-ethanolamine phosphotransferase activity. Gene Ontology annotation, biological process: GPI anchor biosynthetic process.